AUGCCACAGGGCCCUGGGGCCCUGAUGCAGGUGUGGGUGGGCAGCCAGCUCUUCCAGGCCGACCGGGCACUGCUGGUGGAGCACUGCGGCUUCUUCCGCGGCCUCUUCCGCUCGGGCAUGAGGGAGGCGCGCGCGGCCGAGGUGCGCCUGGGCGCUCUGAGCCCGGAAGGCUUCCGCACCACGCUGCGGGUGCUGCGCGGUGAAAGGCCGGAGCUGGCGGCCCCCGAAGAGCUGCUGCAAGCCGUGGAGUGCGCCGCCUUCCUGCAGACGCCGGCGUUGGCGCGCUUUCUGGAGCACAGCCUCACGUCGGACAACUGCGCGCUGCUGUGCGACGCCGCCGCUGCCUUCGGCCUGCACGACGUCUUCCACAGCGCCGCGCUCUUCAUCCGCGACGGCUCCCGCGAGCUAACGGCCGAGCUGGCGCUGCCCGAGGCUCGCGCCUACGUGGCGGCGCUGCGACCCAGCAGCUACGUGGCCGUCAGCACGCACGCGCCAGCGCCCGGCUUUUUGGAGGACGCAUCGCGGACCGUGUGCUACCUUGACGAAGAAGAGGACGCGUGGCGCACGCUGGCCGCGCUGCCCCUGGAGGCCAGCACGCUGCUGGCCGGCGUGGCUACGCUGGGCAACAAGCUCUACAUCGUUGGGGGCGUGCGGGGUCCCAACAAGGAGGUGGUGGAACUGGGCUUCUGCUACGACCCCGACGGCGGCACGUGGCGCGAGUUCCCCAGCCCCCACCAGCCGCGCUACGACACGGCCCUGGCCGGCUUUGACGGCCACCUCUAUGCUAUCGGGGGCGAAUUCCAGAGGAUGGCCAUGAGCUCCGUGGAGCGCUACGACCCGGCCGCGGGCUGCUGGAGCUUCGCAGCCAACCUGCCGCAGCCAGCUGCCGGCGUGCCCUGCGCCCAAGCCCGCGGCCGCCUCUUCGUGUGUCUGUGGCGGCCAGCCGAAACCACGACCGUGGUGGAGUACACGGUGAGGGCAGACGUGUGGCUGCCCGUGGCCGAGCUGCGGCGCCCUCAGAGCUAUGGCCACUGCAUGGUGGCCCACCACGAUAGUCUCUACGUGGUGCGCAACGGACCUAAGGAUGACUUCCUGCACUGCGCCAUCGACUGCCUCAACCUGGCCACGGGCCAGUGGACGGCGCUGCCCGGGCAGUUUGUCAACAGCAAGGGCGCGCUUUUCACAGCCGUGGUGCGCGGCGACACCGUCUAUACGGUCAACCGCAUGUUUACGCUGCUCUAUGCCAUUGAGGGCGGCACCUGGCGGCUGCUCAGGGAGAAGGCCGGCUUCCCACGGCCCGGCUCCUUGCAGACCGUUCUCCUCAGGCUGCCUCACAGUGCCCGGGGGCAGGUGGCCUCCACGACGCCAGAACUGUGA
Messenger RNA from Mesoplodon densirostris (Blainville's beaked whale), 1377 nucleotides. RefSeq names its product kelch repeat and BTB domain containing 13 (gene KBTBD13). Gene Ontology annotation, molecular function: protein binding. The coding region runs from base 1 to 1377 and encodes 458 amino acids. The transcript has a single exon. The record is from RefSeq and is a predicted model, not a curated record. NCBI's taxonomy places the organism in Eukaryota, Metazoa, Chordata, Mammalia, Artiodactyla, Ziphiidae.